AUGUCAUUCCGUAGUAUAGUUCGUGAUGUGAGGGAUGGGUUUGGGAGCUUAUCGAGACGGAGUUUCGAUGUAAGGCUGCCAGGUCAUCAUCACAGAGGGAAAUCCCAUGGCUCAGUUACUGAUGACUCACAUGACCAGCCGGCAGUUGUCGUCCAGAGCAGCCGUUGGGCUAGUCUGCCGCCAGAGUUGUUGCGUGAUGUCAUCAAGAGGUUGGAAACAAGCGAGGGCACUUGGCCUGCUCGUAAACAUGUUGUUGCAUGUGCUGCUGUUUGCAGGGCGUGGCGAGAAAUGUGUAAAGAAAUUGUUAGGAAUCCCGAGUUCUCUGGGAAGAUCACUUUCCCAGUUUCCUUGAAACAGCCAGGGCACAGGGAUGGGCCUAUCCAGUGUUUCAUUAAGAGAGACAAGUCCAAGUUAACUUACCAUCUUUUCCUUUGCCUGAGCCCUGCUUUACUUGUUGAAAAUGGCAAGUUUCUUCUCUCUGCUAAACGGACCAGAAGAACUACUUGCACGGAGUACAUAAUCUCCAUUGACGCCGAUAACAUAUCAAGAUCAAGUGGAACAUAUAUUGGAAAGCUAAGGUCAAAUUUCCUAGGCACAAGAUUCAUUAUCUACGACACUCAGCCACCCUACAAUAACGCUCAAAUCUCACCACCGGGUCGAAGCAGAAGAUUCUACUCCAAGAAAGUCUCCCCUAAGGUCCCUACAGGAAGCUACAACAUCGCGCAGAUCUCCUAUGAGCUCAAUGUGCUUGGCACCCGGGGGCCGCGCAGGAUGCACUGUACCAUGCACUCAAUCCCCACUUCAUCACUGGAAACUGGUGGUUCAGUCCCUGGUCAACCUGAGAUCCUGCUCCCUCGGUCCCUCGAGGAUUCGUUCCGAAGUGUCUCGUUGUCGUCCGAGUUCAGCAGCUCAAGGUUCUUCGAUGUUGCGGCAGGGCCACCACGAGGGGGAGGAGAUGAUGACGUGGAAGGGGAAGGGAAAGACAACUGCCCGCUGAUUCUGCGUAACAAGGCUCCAAGGUGGCACGAGCAGUUGCAAUGCUGGUGCCUGAACUUCCGUGGCCGAGUCACUGUGGCAUCAGUGAAGAAUUUCCAGCUGAUAGCUGCGAAUCAGCCAGCUGCAGGUGCGCCAACACCUUCACAGCCGCCGCCACAGUCUGAUCAUGAUAAGAUUAUUCUGCAGUUUGGUAAGGUUGGGAAGGAUAUGUUCACUAUGGAUUAUCGGUAUCCGCUGUCUGCUUUUCAAGCUUUCGCCAUAUGCUUGAGCAGCUUUGAUACUAAGCUGGCUUGUGAAUAG
Molecule: messenger RNA, 1296 nt
Organism: Linum trigynum
Lineage: Eukaryota; Viridiplantae; Streptophyta; Magnoliopsida; Malpighiales; Linaceae
Source: the annotation of a GenBank genome assembly